Molecule: messenger RNA, 408 nt
Organism: Closterium sp. Naga37s-1
Lineage: Eukaryota; Viridiplantae; Streptophyta; Zygnematophyceae; Desmidiales; Closteriaceae
Source: the annotation of a GenBank genome assembly
AUGAGUCUCGGCAGAUGGACCGCGAGAUAUGAGGACACCAACGUGCGCAUGCGCAGGAAACGCGGCGGGACAGCUGGCGGGCCUUCAUUGGGUAUCCGCGUGGGCGCGGGGUCCGCCGCGACCGUCAGCCUGCUCGGCGUUUCUGGGGGAGGUGGCAUCUACGGCAGCGCUGGUGGAGGCUCGGGGCGAGGAAGGGGGAGAGGAGGGGUGGGAACAGGAGGCGGAAUAGGGGGCCCAGCAGCAGGGGGAGUGGGGGUGAUGAAGCUUGUACAGGAGCACUAUCUGAGGGAGGACAUCAAGUGCGGGUCUGCGCUGUGCUACGCGUGCUACACGCACCUCCCCCGCCAUGACCCGCUGCUCUUUGGGGAUGUGCUCCCCUGCCAGCUGCUCCCCCGAGAGCUGCUCUGA